Cryptococcus amylolentus CBS 6039 is the source of this 3702-nucleotide messenger RNA. RefSeq lists its product as hypothetical. Bases 273 to 3599 code for a protein of 1108 amino acids. The record is from RefSeq and is a predicted model, not a curated record. The transcript is spliced from 3 exons. Lineage: Eukaryota; Fungi; Basidiomycota; Tremellomycetes; Tremellales; Cryptococcaceae.
AGCCACCCUCGUCAGAGUCUCCCCCAAGAUGCGUUGGUGAGAGCCGACAGGAACAUUGCCGUUGUCGUCAACAAAUCGCGCCCCCGCGUCGCGCUAUCCUCCUCUUCCACCGUCCAUCUCCUCCCCAUCUCUAUCCCAAUCUUCCAACGCCUCUCCCCCACUCUAUCAGCAGGCAUCAUCAAGAUUGCCACAGUGCCGCCCUCCAAGGGCUCUCCUCCCCCCCCGCGGUCGCUAAGGUCCCACCACCUGCCUCACCCGCUUGUCUUCCCACGAUGAACGCCAAUGGGGCUGCCCCGGUACCACACGGGGGCAGGGCCCUCCCACUCCCGCCACCUAACACGUUCUCCGAUGCAGAAAUCACCAAAGCAUUCGAGGUACUCGUCAACGCUAUGGACUCUGCACUGGCAGCGUUUACUCGGAAAGAUGAUGCUUCAAGACACCUUGUCAAGCUCUGCUCCUUUCCUGAUGCCAACCCCUGUCAUCCUGUAUUUGACGCUGCCCAGCGGGCUGCGAAGGAGGCUCGGCAGCAGCAUGAAGCGGCAAUGGUCUCGGCGAGGGCGGCUUUUCAAGAGCUGGUGUGGCUUAUGAUUGUCAAAGCCGGGGGUGUCAAUGAUCUCUCUGCGUUGACUUCUACAACUGCACCAGCUAUGCCAGCUGGGGUUCCAGUCGAUAUCCUCAAGGCCCUAUCAGACCACAAAAAGACGCUCGAAGACCAAUUCGGUUCUGCCAACACGGUGCUCGAGAGCAAACUCGCUCAGCAGCUCGCCCAGCGUUUUGAAGCGUUUCAAAAGACUAUCAAGGCAGAGUCCGAGCGGGAGAAGCAGGAUUAUGAUAUGGAGGCUGAUGCGUUGAGGGGGAUGAUGUCGGAAGUGAAGAGUGUGAAGGUUAUCUUUGAAGAGGGGAUGGCCAAGGUCAGGUCUUUGGAGAAGUGGCAGCAGGAUCGAGAUCGGGCAGAUGCGCUCAAGGCGAAAGAAUAUCAGGUUGCUGCCGAGUUGGCAGCCAAAGAAGCUCAGGCUGCUUCCGAACUGGCAGCCAAGGAGGUUCUGAACGCUGCCCAACUCCCCACACCCUCCACCGCCCAAUUCCCUCCCUCCCAUCCCAACUACCAACAACUCCCCAUAUCCCGCGUCGUCAAACAAGAGAUGGUUGAUCGCCUCGAUUUUUUGGAGAAUGAAGUCGCGAUGCAGCGCGAAGAGAUUGAUGCGAUGGAGGCGCGCCGGCAGAGGAAAAGGAAGCGGGCGCAGGAUGAUGGAGGGGAGGGCAAGGCAGCUGCCGGCCCGGCGGUGGGAAAUGGGAAGAACAAGUUGUGGGAAGAGUUGAAGCGGCUUCAGGAGGAGCUGCAGAAGCUCAAGGCUCCUGCCGAGAUACCCACGCCGGCACAAACGUCCUCGGCGCCGUCCCCUGCAGCCCGGAUCGGUUCGGCCCCACCGACGAAUGCCUCGCCUGCGCUCAUGUCCCGAGAGAUCAGCACUCUGCUCAGAUCAGUCGACAAACUCGAACGAUCCGAGGCCAUCACCCAGGAAAAGCUCAAAGCGCUCGCCGGCACGGAGGAAGCGCGAAAGACCGAGAUUGCCAAGGUCGACAAGCUCGAAUCUGCCGUCGAAGGCUGGGAGCGCAAAGCCCAGGCGCUCGUCAAGGAGCAUACAGCAGAGAUUGCUGGCAAGUUGGAAGAGAUGAGAAGCACUGCGAUGAGGGACAAGGGCGCGUCGGACGCAAAAUUGUCCGAGAUGGGUGCGGUCUUGCAGAGGACGCAAAGCAGCUUGAAAGCGGCCGUGAGCGACAUUCUGACCAAGACGAUGGAGUCGUUUGACAGGGAUAAUGCUUCGGCCCUUACCGGGCUUCAAACGAAUAUCAACAACCUCAGAGCGACCCUGCAAGAGCAUGCUACCUUUAUCGCCACCAUAUCAGGCCAAGACGGUGCCGACUCGUCCAUCGCGGUCCUUGUCAACACGCUGUCGCAAAACAUAGACAAGUGUUUGCGAGCGUGCACCGACACAAUGCUGCUGUUUGCCCAGCUGAGGGAUGAAGUGAGGAACAACGGGGCGAACCAGGCGAGAGCGAUGCAGGAGUUUGGGAGUGCGGUGACGAAUCGGAUAGGGCCAACAGAGGGGGAGGUCGGGAGGAUGAGGUCGAGGAUUGAGGCGUUGGAGAUGCUUCUGCAGCAAGAAAGCGCAAAGGAGGAACAGAUGUCUGUGAUGCAGACUCAACUCUUCAACCUUCAGAUGCAGAUCCACAAGAUGGCUCAGCUCAGAGAGCAGGCCCAGUCCUCUUCCCCCAACAACGCCGCUCAGACUCAGAACGAGGCCACUCGACGACUCGUCCAGGAGUUGCAAGAGCGGGCAAAGCAGCUCGACAAGGAGAAGGCGGAGAGAGAAGAGGCUGUGAAGAGGGAGAGGGAUGAGAUGGCAAAGCAGCAAAAGGAGAUGAAGGAGAGCGAAGAGAGACUUGUGGAGAGGUGUAUGAAGGAUGCGAGGGAGGAAAUGGAAAAGACUGUAGCAGAGCUUGUGCAGCGAGAACUACGAUCUAUGAAGGAAGCCCGUCAAGCUCAGUCGACGGAGGGAUCGGAUUUCCAUACUCCCGACAGUCUCUUGCUGCUAGAAAGUCAACUGCAGCCUUUCGAUAUUUCCCCCGCCGUUGGCCUCGAGCCGCUCCCUCCAGUCCGCGAGGAUGACAUGGAUGGAGAGCGGCCGGUGACACCACCUGUGCCUCCUCCCGCUCAAGCGGAGCUUGAAAAGUCGAGAGAGCCGAGUAGGGAUGUCGAAGCCACCGCAGUUGGCGAGCAAUCUGCGGUCGAGCAGCCCAUCCGAUCACCCAGCACCUCUCCUCCUCCUCUCCUUGGGCAGUCGAAUCCUGUCCCUCCACAGUCAACUCCUAUCCCUGGGCAAAUGAACCCCGGGCAGCCAACCGUCCAGCCGCUUUCCAUCUCCUUGGCGCGCCCCUCUUCUUCCGGCAGUGGCAGCAGCAAAGCAGCCUCAGACAGGAGUAUGGCCAAAUUCUUCAACGAUGCCGAUCGGACGGGCUCGCCGGGGAUGCAGGUGGGCGCGGCCGAUAUGACGGCGCGAAGGACAGAGAGCUGGAUGCCCACAAGGGAAGAUAGCCAGCAAGCUCCCGUUCUGCAUCUCAGCCGAGAGCCUCCUCCACAUCUCCAAACGACGACACCCCCGGUCUCUGCGGCCGGUGCGACGAAUCCUACAUCUCGUCCUAGUUCCAGUCCCAACCCCGGUACCAUACCUCGUCCUGGUUCCAGCUCCGGUACCAUACCUCGUCCUCGUACCCAUUCCAACUCUGGUACCUCCAACUCUGGUACCAAACCCCCUCCCUCUGGGUUCAACCUCAACCCGAGUACCAAACCUUCCCCUGGGUUCUCGCUUCCACAGGGAUCCAGGCUUCCCCAACCUCCCCCUGGUGCUAUACCGUCGAAGCCCAAGCAUAACAAGCCUAGUACGCCCCGAGCUUCGUCAUAUCAAUCUAGAGAGGGCAUGUCCGGCUCGGAGAGGGGGAGAGAUUGGGACAGGGAUCGGGCUAGGCCUGGGAGUUAUGAUCAUCACGACAGAGACAGGAGACCACGAGACGGCGGUGGGGGACGCUGCUUACAAUGAAGCUUCAGCCAAGAUCGGGAGUACGUCGGAGACCCAUAAUAUAUGUACCAUACCAUUUGAUACAUGUUGUAUACAAUCAUUCAUGCAUAGACAGUCACCUACG